AUGGGUAACGACCAAUUUGUUUGGCCUCAUGUCUACACCACUCGCCUGAAGCGAGCUGACCUAUGGCAGAGAAAAAACAACACUCAGAGAGCUGCUGGAUGGUUAGAGGAAGAAACAAUAGAGCAAUGUGACAGCCCACAAGAUAAACAGGAUAAUGACACACGAGAGGACAUUAUAAUUGACUUUGAUGAAUGUCAGAGUCCAAGAAGUGUUGAUAGUGAACUAAAUAUUGAAGAGGUAGAAGAAAGAAGACCAAAAUAUGAUGGUUACGCUUCAUAUAUGAAGAUAAAUGAGCAACCACAUAAUGAUCAGGAGAGAGAAAUAUCCAGCAGCAGCUGCCAUCUACCUCUUGAGGUGUGGAGGGAAAGGGGUACUGGUACGCCUGACACAGUCAGUAGUAAGAGGAUGAUACAAACUGAGAGGAAAACUAUCCUUUAUGGACAGACUCCAGCUGCUAUGUGCCAGAAUGCCGGUGCGAGAGAAUUUGCAGAACUUGUAUUGGCAGGCGAUACACAGGAACAUUUGCAGCUUCUUAGACAGUACCACACUCCAUGCCUGCCUCAACUCUCACAGUUAUUUGACGAGCUGGAUGUCUGUGCUUUGUCAGUGAACCCCUUAAAACAAAAAAUCAGUCGCAGGAUCUCCUUGGAUGAUAGUACAGAAAUUGCAAAUAGAGCAAAUACUGCCUCUGGAAGAAACAUUGGGAGAGCCAAGCAAAAUAAAUCUAACAAGCAAAUACCAGUUGCAAGUACUAGUAGAGAAAAUAGAACAUUAAAAAAAACAAGUGUUGUGCAAACUGUGGAUAUGACCAACUGCAAAAGAGUCAACUGUGUUCAAGAGACAAGGAAGAAGGGAUUUGAUACAGCUUCAAGAGAGGUGAUAAAAAGUGCCAUAACUGUCAUACCCGAGACAGAGAGUGAUACAAGUUCAAACAGUGAAAGUGAUUCUGAGCUAAGUGUUAGUGAUUUCAUUCCACCCUCACCAUCAUCGAAUGAAAAUCAACUGGCACUUGUGAACACAGUAAAGCUUCCAGUUUAUACUAAAAUUCAUAUUAAUACUAACUCGUGUUCUCUGUUAUUAUCUGCUCCUUCAGCUUCAAACUCCCCAGAGAGAUCAACCCUAAAUGAUGUAAAUUCAGUGGAAAGACAACAGAAUCGUGCCUUUGAAAAUCUUGCUCAACAAACUAAUACAGUGUGCAACAGCGAUUACAAUAAAGUGUUGGAUGAAAUAUUAUUUGAAGAUGAAUCAUUAACUCAACAACUCAAGACAAAUAAAUUUCUUGAGGAACAAAUUGUGGGAAGCAAUUUGAAAUACUGUAAUCCCCUGGAAAAAAUGAAUAAAGAUUUUAAUUUCCUUUCAGGGAAAGCAGAUUUGUGUAAAAACAAUGUUGGAAUUACUAAAAAGAAUUCAAGACAUUACAACACAGUGUUGGAUACUCUCAUGUUUGGGGAUUGCUCUUCUCCUUCAGCUUCACAGCCAGAGCAAAAUGGUGAGACCUCAAUCAGUAUUAGUCAGACACCACCAUCCAUUACAAUAUCUCAAGAUAAUUCUUCAAAUAAAUUCAGUGACCACUCAACUCGCAUAAUUGAUGAAUUAUUUGGUUCACUCCCAGAGAAACUCGAUGAAGAACAUAAUGGGAAGGUUGAAGAAAGGCCUGGUGCAGUUGAGGUUCAGAGAAGGCAGAGGCCUUCUACAUUAUCUACAGUGUUGAAUGGAUCUCCUUGGGCAAGUCUUGGAACGUAAUAUAAUUUAUACAGAUAAACACUUGAAAUGAUACUAUGAAAACAUUAAUUUUAGUUCUGAAGAGACUAUUGCAUAUGAUAAAAUUUAAAAUUCAUGCAAGGACACAGUAAUCAUUUUACUGUGUCCUUGCUUAUACAGUGGACCCCCGCAUAACGAUCACCCCUGAAUGCGACCAAUUAUGCAAGUGUAUUUAUGUAAGUGCAUUUGUACGUGUAUGUUUGGGGGUCUGAAAUGGACUAAUCUACUUCACAAUAUUCCUUAUGGGAACAAAUUCGGUCAAUACUGGCACCUGAACAUGCUUCUGGAGUGAAAAAAUAUCGUUAACAGGGGGUCCACUGUAUAUGGCUACAGAAUUGAGUCCUAACUCCUAGUUCUACCACUGAACUUCCUCCUUGCCAGAUUUUCUAUUCUCAAAGGUUUUAUAGUACCUGCUCAUAAAUCUAUGUAUAGAGGCUGCCUCCACCACCGAAUUGAAACCAUUCCACUUCCCAACUUCCCUGAGACUGAAGAAAUACUUCCUGACAUCCCUGUGGUUCUUGUGUGUGUAUACUCACCAGUUUAUAUUUUUAGGGGUCAGUACGUAGUUCCUGGCCCCACCUCCAAGACCUUCAUUGGCAUUAUUAACCCUUUCAGGGUUUUGGUCGUACUAGUGCGGCUUACGCACCAGGGUUUCUGACGUACUAGUAUGCCUAAAUUCUAGCGCCCUCAAAUCUAAUGAGAGAAAGCUGGUAGGCCUACAUAUGAAAGAAUGGGUCUAUGUGGUCAGUGCGUGGUAUAAAAAAAAUCCUGCAGCACACAGAGCGUAAUGAGAAAAAAAAACUUUGACCAUGUUUUUGGAUUAAAACAGCAACUUUGCACUGUAUUUUCACAUGGUAUUUAUUGAUGUAUUCUAGUUUUCCUGGUCUCAUUUUAUAGAAUGGAAGACAUUUUACAGAAAUUGAGAUGAUUUUGACUGGUUUUACAAUGAAAAGUACCUUGAAAUUGAGCUCAAAGUAGCAGAAAUGUUCGAUUUUUACCAAAGUUCAAAAGCAAACAA
Cherax quadricarinatus is the source of this 2779-nucleotide messenger RNA. NCBI's taxonomy places the organism in Eukaryota, Metazoa, Arthropoda, Malacostraca, Decapoda, Parastacidae. The record is from RefSeq and is a predicted model, not a curated record.